Messenger RNA from Magnusiomyces paraingens, 1794 nucleotides. RefSeq lists its product as uncharacterized. The record is from RefSeq and is a predicted model, not a curated record. Lineage: Eukaryota; Fungi; Ascomycota; Dipodascomycetes; Dipodascales; Dipodascaceae. The transcript has a single exon. Gene Ontology annotation, biological process: amino acid transmembrane transport. Gene Ontology annotation, molecular function: amino acid transmembrane transporter activity. Bases 1 to 1794 code for a protein of 597 amino acids. Gene Ontology annotation, cellular component: membrane.
AUGGAAAAGUCAAAUUUUAAUAAUGAUCUGGAAGGCAGCCGGCCUCUUGGUUAUGACGAAAAAAUUUUGAGCAACCAGACGGCAGAAUUUGGCAAUGACAAGGACAUCUUCACAUACACAGACACAAUUCCAGAAGCCAUGAUGGAAGAAAAUAAGGCAAUACACGGUGUUGGAUCCAAGGCUAUUGAAGAAGCUGGUGGCAAAUUGCGCAGAGACUUGAAGGCCCGACACAUUACCAUGAUUGCCAUUGGUGGUGCUCUGGGGACUGGAUUAGUGAUUGGUUCAGGUUCUGCUCUGGCCCAGGCUGGCCCAGCAGCCCUGUUUCUAUCUUUUAUUAUUGUUGGUUUUAUUGUGUACUUGGUUAUGUGUGCUUUGGGUGAAAUGGCCACCUGGCUCCCGCUUUCUGAAGGUUUCCCUGGCUAUGCCUCUCGUUUCUGUGACCCAUGCCUUGGUUUUGCGGUUGGUUGGGUUUACUACUUCAAAUACAUUAUUGUGACACCGAAUCAGUUGGUGGCUGGUGCACUAGUUAUUCAAUAUUGGUUGCCACGAGAAAAGGUGAAUCCUGGUGUGUGGAUUACUGUUUUCCUUGUUGUGAUUAUUUUGUUGAAUAUGUUUGGUGUUAAGAUUUUUGGUGAACUUGAGUUUUGGCUUUCUUGUUUGAAGGUUAUUACCAUGUUAGGUCUUAUCAUUACUACUUUUAUCAUUGCACUUGGUGGUGGCCCUGAUCAUGACCGAAGAGGAUUUAGAUAUUGGAAAAACCCCGGUGCGUUUAAAGAGUAUUCAAAAAAUGGUCACACUAUUGAGGGUCCUGAGGGUAGAUUUGUUGCAUGGGCAUCUGUACUUGUCACUGCAGUUUUUGCCUUUUUGGGUACAGAACUUGUUGGUGUUACAGUUGGUGAAGCUGAGAAUCCUCGCCGUAACAUCCCCCGUGCCAUUAAGUUGACUUUUUAUCGUAUUUUGCUUUUUUACGUUGUUUCGACUCUCUUUUUGGGCAUGUGUGUUCCCUACAAUGAUUCCAAGCUUGCAUUUGCCAAUACGGCAACAACCAGUGCAGCUGCUUCUCCCUUUGUUGUUGCUAUUUCAAAUGCUGGGAUUGGUAAAUUGAAUCAAAUCAUUAAUGCAUGCAUUUUGAUUUUUAUCUUUUCAAGUUCUAAUUCAGACCUGUACAUUGCUACAAGAACGCUUUAUGCAAUGGCAGCCAAUGGCAAGGCCCCCAAGAUUUUCCUCAAGGUAAAUCGAUGGGGCAUUCCAUAUGUAUCGCUGUUAUUUUCUUCCAUGUUUUGUGGACUUGCUUAUCUGAGUACGUCUCAAAGUUCUGCAAAGGUUUUUACAUAUUUUGUCAAUGUUGUUUCUAUUAUGGGUCUGUUGACUUGGAUUUGCAUUUUGAUUACACAUAUUUGUUUUGUUAAAGGCAUGAAGGCACAAGGUAUUCCUGAUAGUGAGAUUGUCUACAAGGCACCUUUUAGACCAUAUGGCAGUUGGAUUGCUCUUGGUUUUUGUAUUGUUAUUGCACUGAUUAAGAACUUUACUGCGUUUGUCUUUAAGUUUGACAAGACUGCAUUUAUCACAGGUUACAUUGGUAUUCCUAUCUUUUUGAUUUUGAUUUUGGGCUACAAGGUGAUUAUGAAGACUAAGUAUAUUAAGCCCACGGAAAUUGACUUUUACCCAUCCCUUCGACACGAGAUUGAUCGUGAGGAGGAGGAGUUUUUGAAGCAGCAAAUCCAAGACGAGAUUGAUAAUCCUCCGUCAAUGGCUAAGAAGAUUUACAACAAUACGCUUGGUUAUUUGUUUUAA